GGGGUCCGCGCCCUGAACGCGGCCGGGCGGAGCGGGGCGCGGUGGCCCCGGGCAGGGCCAGGCCCGGAGGGGCGGAGCGAGGACGGGGCGGGGCGGCCGCACCUAGCUCGGGCUGGGAGCCUGGCCCGCCCUCCACCCUCGGCGCUCCUCAAAAGGGGCGCGGGCGGCAGAGGGCUGCGGGCGGCGGCGCCGUCGGGGCUGGGUUACGGCCGCCAUGGACCUGUGGCCGUGGCUGACGGCGGCGCUGCUGCUGCUGUUGCUGCUUGUGCAGCUGAGCCGCCCCGCCAGGUUCUACGCCAAGAUCGGCCUCUACUGCGUGCUCUGCCUGUCCUUCUCUGCCGUGGCCUCGAUCGUCUGCCUGCUGCGCCACGGCGGCCGCACCGUGGAGAACAUGAGCAUCAUCAGCUGGUUCGUUCGGUCCUUCAAGUAUGUGUAUGGCCUUCGCUUUGAGGUCAGAGGCCAGAAGAAACUAGAGAUGGAUGGGCCCUGUGUCAUCAUCUCUAAUCACCAGAGCAUCCUGGACAUGAUGGGUCUCAUGGAGAUACUCCCAAAGCGCUGUGUACAGAUUGCCAAGCGGGAGCUGCUGUUCACAGGGCCUGUGGGCCUCAUCAUGUACCUGGGGGGGGUGUACUUCAUCAACCGCCAGCGGGCCAGAACUGCCAUGUCCCUGAUGGCUGACCUGGGUGACCUCAUGGUCAAGGACAAUCUCAAAGUGUGGAUCUACCCAGAGGGUACACGCAACGACAAUGGGGACCUGUUGCCCUUUAAAAAGGGUGCCUUCUACUUGGCCAUCCAGGCCCAGGUGCCCAUCAUCCCAGUGGUGUACUCCUCUUUUUCUUCCUUCUACAACGUCAAGACAAAACUCUUCACCUCAGGAACAAUCAGGGUACAAGUGCUGGAUGCUGUCCCUACCAGUGGCCUUACGGAUGCUGACGUCACCAAGCUUGUAGAUACUUGCUACCAGUCCAUGAGGGACACCUUUCUACAAAUUUCUAAGAUGCCCCAGGAGAACUGUGAUAUUAAGGAGGCUGGGAUCAUGCCAGCUCAGUAGCCCAGGCCACAGGGGCAGGGGAGCUGGGAAAAGGCAGGUGGGAAGCAGAGGCUGGAGGAUGGACAGAAGGCCAUACCCUCCCACCUACCAAACAUCACCUUAUCCUGCUCCCCUGCUGGCCUGGCUUUCAUUGGGGCCUGGAAAAAGGAAGCCCUUUCUGGCACAGGCCUUAGACCCAGGACCCCAUGUAACUUCCCACUUCAUGCCUGUGCCUCCAGAAUCUAGAGUCCAGCAGGUGGGCUGACCCACAAGACCCCAAGACACCAAGGAGUGGGCGACAUGCUACCCAAUGUCCACCUGUGGUGCGGGAUCAACAUCAGGAACCAGGCCAUGGCCUGCAUCAGGCCAUCGGGAAGAGGAGGAACUUGGUCUCCCAGUUUCAAGGAAGCCUGGGUCGCACAGCACUGGAGGGCAGAGCCUGCCACACCCCCACUGUCCGACGAUCUCAGUCACAAAUCACUGCUGUACUUGGUUCUUUUUUUUAUAAAUGAACUCUCAGAAGUGCCUAGAGACCAGGUUGGUCUCUUUCAGAGGGUGGGUAAGGGCUCUUCCCCAGGCCUCCAUCUACAUGGAUUAUAUGGAUGUAUAUAACUA
Molecule: messenger RNA, 1645 nt
Organism: Meriones unguiculatus (Mongolian gerbil)
Lineage: Eukaryota; Metazoa; Chordata; Mammalia; Rodentia; Muridae
Gene: Agpat2
Product: 1-acylglycerol-3-phosphate O-acyltransferase 2
Exons: 6
Coding region: 215-1051 (278 amino acids)
Biological process (GO): phosphatidic acid biosynthetic process
Cellular component (GO): endoplasmic reticulum; membrane
Molecular function (GO): 1-acylglycerol-3-phosphate O-acyltransferase activity
Source: RefSeq, a predicted model, not a curated record